Molecule: messenger RNA, 755 nt
Organism: Nelumbo nucifera (sacred lotus)
Lineage: Eukaryota; Viridiplantae; Streptophyta; Magnoliopsida; Proteales; Nelumbonaceae
Product: large ribosomal subunit protein eL14z
Biological process (GO): ribosomal large subunit biogenesis; translation
Cellular component (GO): cytosolic large ribosomal subunit; ribosome
Molecular function (GO): RNA binding; structural constituent of ribosome
Source: RefSeq, a predicted model, not a curated record
AAGAAACCCUAAAAACCCCCGGAAGGAGUAAAACCUAAUUGGAACACUUAUCUCCCACACUCCCACCCAUCGCCGUCGCCGUUGCCUUAAUCGCGACUCCUGAAAAAUGCCUUUCAAGCGGUACGUGGAGAUUGGGAGGGUAGCUCUUGUGAACUAUGGCAAAGAUUAUGGGAAGCUCGUCGUGAUCGUCGACGUAAUCGAUCAGAAUCGGGCCCUUGUAGAUGCUCCUGACAUGGUAAGAAGCCAGAUGAAUUUCAAGAGGCUAUCAUUGACUGAUAUAAAGAUUGAUAUCAAGAGGAUCCCCAAAAAGAAGAAUCUUAUUGAUGCCAUGGAGGCUGCAGAUGUCAAGAACAAGUGGGAGAAUAGCUCCUGGGGAAGGAAGUUGAUUGUGCAGAAGCGAAGGGCCUCCUUGAAUGACUUUGACAGGUUUAAGCUCAUGCUCACCAAGAUUAAGAGAGGUGGUUUGAUCAGGCAGGAGCUCUCAAAGUUGAAGAAGCAGGUUGCAGCUUAGAAUGUUUCAAGUUGUUGAAAUCUAAAUUUUGAAAAAAAAAAGUUUUUUGCUACUAGUUUUCUUUAAAUCGUUUUUAUCUUCCAUGUAUUUUUGCUAUCUCGGAGGUACAUUUGAAGUUUUUUGCAACUAGUUGAGACUAAUAUGUGUAUCAAAAAUUCAUGGUUGUGAACGUGGUUUUUAAUUUAACAAUUGGUCAAGGGCAAUUUGAUAUUUGUUAUCAAUAUAUCAUCCAUUGAUUCCGAUA